ACCAAACCUCAAAAUAUCUAAACCGUAAAGCAAGAAGCAAAAAAAAAAAAAGAUGACGGAGAAGAAAGAGAUGAACGUUGUGAAAGGUCUCGACUUGGAGAGAUACAUGGGCCGCUGGUACGAGAUUGCUUCUUUCCCUUCCAGGUUCCAGCCCAAGAACGGUGCAGACACUCGCGCCACCUACACCCUUAACCCCGACGGCACGGUGCACGUCUUGAACGAGACGUGGGACGGAGGCAAGAGAGGUUUCAUCCAAGGGUCAGCUUACAAAGCUGAUCCUAAGAGCGACGAGGCUAAGCUUAAAGUCAAGUUCUUUGUUCCUCCUUUCCUUCCCGUCAUUCCCGUCACGGGGGAUUAUUGGGUGUUGUAUGUCGAUCCUGAGUACCAGCAUGCUGUUAUCGGACAGCCUUCAAAGAGUUAUCUUUGGAUACUGAGCAGGACGGCGCAUGUGGAGGAAGAGACGUACAAGCAGCUGGUGGAGAAGGCGGUGGAGGAAGGGUAUGAUGUUAGCAAGCUUCAUAGGACACCUCAGAGUGACACACCACCUGAGUCCAACACUGCUCCUGAUGAUACCAAGGGUGUUUGGUGGAUCAAAUCUAUCUUAGGCAAAUAGAUAUUACAUGAACGCAAAGGAAGACUUGUUUCACUUCCUUUGUCUGUGUAGUAUACUACACCUGUCGUUUACUUUAGUACUACAUCGUUCUGCUUUUGUUUAUUUUCAACAUUUAAAACCAUCUAUUUGAAG
Molecule: messenger RNA, 745 nt
Organism: Raphanus sativus (radish)
Lineage: Eukaryota; Viridiplantae; Streptophyta; Magnoliopsida; Brassicales; Brassicaceae
Product: temperature-induced lipocalin-1
Exons: 2
Coding region: 53-613 (186 amino acids)
Source: RefSeq, a predicted model, not a curated record